AAAAUAAUGUCAAAGUUGAAAUUUCAGGGACCAUGCACCAUCAUCUUUUCCUAAUGUUGGCGACAGCGUGUCUUGCACGUGCAGACGAUCACGGGGGUGUCACGUGGAGUCCAAAGGCCAAUGAAGUCAUUGACUUGACGCACCAUUUACAUCCAGAUACUCCCGUGUUUCCCGGAGCUCAGGGAUUCAACUACACCCGUAUCCGCAGAGGACCGUGGGUGUACGGAGCAGGAUGGCUAGAAGACAAUGAUAUUUGUGGAUCGGACUUAAUGGGCACCAGUCUUCUUGCGCCUGCGCGAUGGGCGCAAAACAGAUGGUACAUCAACGAGAUUCCACCGCACAGGUUCUUUGGUCCUGUGGUGAAAGUGGACGUUUCAAUGAAAGUCGAGAAUAACAGCAACUACAACUUAAUGCUGAGCGACCUAAAGAGCUGGGAAAGCCAACAUGGCCGAAUACCCGACAACGCUAUCAUACUCGUUCAAACGGGAUGGUCCAAGCAUUAUGGAAACAAAACUGCUUACUUUGGAACUGAUGCUGCCUCGUUCUUGAUAAACGGAGAACCAACGACCAAUCACCCCGGGAUAUCCGAUGAAGCUGCUAUGUGGCUUGCAGAGAACACAACAGUGUAUGGGGUGGGCAUUGACUCCCCUGGUAUUGGCCCCAGCUCCUCAUACACCGCAAGCACUUCACUGCACAAAAGAAACAUCUACACUAUUGUUGGUGCGGUAAAUCUACAUAAGGUCCCGGCGAAAGGGUAUUCCUUGGCUGCCUUGCCUAUGAACGUAGAGAAUGGUACUGCGUCCCUUGUGCGUUUGUUGGCAUUUAGGACCGCUAAAUUAAGUCCUAAACCUGAGGACACUGUGGAUUUGACGUAUGCGUUGAACAAUGACACCGUGAUGUGGGUUGGUAGAGAACCCUUUCAGUUGUUUAGCGUCUAUAAAGGGCCCCUGAUAAUCGGGAAUAAUAAUUUGUGGUUUGAAAAAAACGCUUUCUGUGGUCCGGAACACAUGGGAACCCACCUUGACGCUCCGGCACACUUUAUCAAAGACUCUUGGAGAAUCCAUCAAAUCCCCCCUCACGGCCUCAUUGGCCCCGCUGUGAGAAUAGACAUCGACCAAAAGGCUGCAAACGACCCGGACGCAGUUCUCACCGUCGAAGAGAUCAAGGCGUGGGAAAGAGAAAACGGGCGUAUACCUCAAAAUGCCAUUGUUUUCCUAUAUACCGGAUGGGGGGAAUAUGUUAACAAUUACACGGCAUAUCUUGGAACCGAUAACCAUGAGAAUUUUCUUGACGAGAAUGGCGUGCCGAGGACACACUGGCCAGGCUUCUCAGCUGAGGCCGGGGAAUGGCUUGUCAGCGAGCGGCAGAUCCUUGGAGUGGGGAUAGAUGCUAUAAGCUUCGAUAUUGGCUACACUCUUUUAUUCAAGACCCACGUUUCAUUCCUUGGAGCACGGGUUCUCGGUCUGGAAAAUAUUGCAAACCUCGACAAGUUGCCCAAAACUGGCACUACUGUGUUUGUUUUCCACAUGGUAUACGUUGAUGGAAGCGGGGCAGCGACCAGGGUUGUGGCCCUAAAAGAUGGUCUUCAGACUUCAACGACCCCAGCUCCCCCUACCAGCCCAUCCCCAACGCAGUGUGUGACUGGAUCCGGUUGGCGUGUUCUUGCCUCUCUCCGCAGAACCGCUGUAUUGGCUUUUGUUAUUUGCUUCCUCGCCGAGAUAGUUUAAUCGACCUUUCGGCCCAAAAGAUAUAUAUAAUACAUUUUUGUCCCCGACUCCUCGAUUUCUUAGUUUCCAUUGAAACACACAGCAGUGGCAAGCGCCAUCUGUCUUUCAGUCAAUGCAUUUACCGGUGGUUGAUGUUUGAAUUCCAUGUUUUAUUCCCUUCAGUCAUGAGUUUGAAGUUUGGAAUUAUGAGUUGUGAAUGAGGUGGAAGGGAUUUUGUUUGUAAUUUUCCUUAUUUACACUUACCAGUAUGUGUAUUGAUCCAUAAAUCAAAACCUUUUUUUCUUUUGGCAACUUUGUACCUCCCCUUCGCACUUGAAUGAUCUGUAAUAGUUCGUGCUUUUAUCAUAGUAGUGACAUGAGUUAUACGACUUCAAAGUGAUAAAUUUCAGUGACUCAUUUUAAUAUUACAUGAAAUGUGCUGGCAUUUUCCACCCCAACAUGAAAUCGAACGAUGUGAAAUAUUUUUUUCUUUUUUUAUUUUCUUUUUUUUUGCAUUGCUUAGGCCCUAUUUGUUUAUCAGUUGCAUACUGUAUAUAGUGCUUGGUUUUGCAUUUUAUACGUACGCUAACAAGCCUAAUUCUAACAUGCAUGCUAAAAAUAACCAAUACAUCAGAUAUGCAGUUCAGUAAGUAGUCGACUGGUUCAAUUUUCUUUUCCAAUUUGAAUGCUACUUUCGCUAUACAGAAUGAUACUGGAAUGUUAUAGAAGCGAUAAGGCCGACUUAAAAUCAACUGGCAUACCCCUGUACAUGUAAUUUUAAGCAACGACUUUGAAUGACAAAAGUAGUACGCAAUUGUAAAACUUCUGAUAUUCAUAUUUCUUGUGUUAUAUUUUUUCAAUUUUUUCUCUUUUCUUUUUUUGUGGCAUAUAUUGAUGGAAUGGGUAUAUCUUUAACUUAAUAAGUAUAGUACUAUCACAGAAGGCAAGGGACGUGGGCUUAACUUUGCAUUUAAGUUGACAUUUGGUUUGAAUUAUAUUAUCGUUAUUCAUUUUUACUCAAUUCUAGCAAUUCCUGUACUGGUGCAUGCAUUUUAUGACCUUGUAAUAUUUUGUUCAUUUAUUGCUUUAAGUGCGUUCACAAGGCCAUAUAUGGCCUAACAGAUACCAACACGUAUUAUGUCAUAGUAUAACCUACACAAUAAAUACUAACACAACAGCGUUAUAGUUAUAAAUGGUUACUACUUUGCCAACCUUUUUUCACC
Lingula anatina is the source of this 2929-nucleotide messenger RNA. RefSeq lists its product as uncharacterized. Lineage: Eukaryota; Metazoa; Brachiopoda; Lingulata; Lingulida; Lingulidae. The record is from RefSeq and is a predicted model, not a curated record. Gene Ontology annotation, molecular function: arylformamidase activity.